Saccoglossus kowalevskii is the source of this 702-nucleotide messenger RNA. RefSeq names its product nucleolar complex protein 2 homolog. Gene Ontology annotation, biological process: ribosomal large subunit biogenesis; negative regulation of transcription by RNA polymerase II. The record is from RefSeq and is a predicted model, not a curated record. Gene Ontology annotation, cellular component: nucleolus; Noc2p-Noc3p complex; nucleoplasm. Gene Ontology annotation, molecular function: histone binding; transcription corepressor activity. NCBI's taxonomy places the organism in Eukaryota, Metazoa, Hemichordata, Enteropneusta, Harrimaniidae.
GUUCAAAAUGGCGGCGUCCAGCAGUGAGAAAAAACGGAAAUUAGCUGAACUGAGUGUGGAUGAGUUCAUGCAGUAUGGAAUCGAUUCAGAUUCAUCAGAAAUUGACACAAUUUCACAAGCAGUAAAGACGAAGAAGAAAAAGAAAACCAAAGAAAAGACCAAAAAUGAAGAACCUGUCAAUCAAAUUCCAAAAUUGACCAAAGUGAAGAAACACCAGAUGCAGAUGAAGAGCCUGAAAGAAAAAGAUCCUGAGUUUUAUAAAUUCUUACAGGAUGAGGAUCAAGAAUUACUGGAUUUUGAUUUAAGUGGAUCUGACUUGGAGGAUAAUGAUGACGAAGAGAGUGAAGAAGAGGAUGCUGAUUUACACAAGUUACCACAGAGAUUAGAGGUUGCCAGUGAUGAUAGCGAGUUUGAAUCUGAUGAAGAAUCUGAUGUUGCCAUGGAAUCCAGUGGGAAAAGAAUCCACCCUGGUGACUUUGAAGACGGUUAAUAAAUGGAGGGACACAUUAGAGGAUAACCAUUCUCCUGUUGUAUUCCACGACUUAGUGAAGGCAUUCAAAUCGGCCGUACAACAAACUGAAAGAGAAGAGCAGCAAGAAACAGGAAAAUAUAAAGUAGAAGGAAGUGUUGUGUUCAAUGCGCUUGUAAACACCUGUGUACGAUGUGUGCCGACAACUUUACUUCAUAAUCUGAAAUUAAAAG